GAGUAUGGCAGACGAGAGGAGGACAGCCGAGGGGAGGGCAGCCGAGGGGAGGGAAAACGAGCGAGAGAUGGAAAAACUGCAUGAGGAGGUCGAGGAGAAGGAGGAGGAGGAGGAGGAGGAGGAGGAGGAGGAGGAGGAGGAGGAGGAGGAGGAGGAGGAGGAGGAGGAGGAGGAGGAGGAGGAGGAGGAGGAGGAGGAGGAGGAGGAGGAGGAGGAGGAGGAGGAGGAGGAGGAGGAAGAGGAGGAGGAGGAGGAGGAGGAGGAGGAGGAGGAGGAGGAGGAGGAGGAGGAGGAGGAGGAGGAGGAGGAGGAGGAAGAAGCAAUCACCCUUGGUACCAAUCCAGUGCUGCUCACUUGCUUGGUAUAAUCACAACACGACUCACAUUGAGAAUGUC
Molecule: messenger RNA, 395 nt
Organism: Closterium sp. NIES-67
Lineage: Eukaryota; Viridiplantae; Streptophyta; Zygnematophyceae; Desmidiales; Closteriaceae
Source: the annotation of a GenBank genome assembly